AUGGACAACUUCCAAACCACUUUCAACUCUAACACCACGUCAGCCAAUGAAGCUUUAAAGAGCCUAGGCUCUUUCUUCAAAACUGAGAAGACUAAACUGCAAGAGAUUCGCACUGGUCUGAAAACUGACCAUGAAACAUUUCAAGCCACUCUCUCCUCUCAGAUUUCACAGCUUAAAGACGAACUAAUAAAGGAGAGUAACAUCAAGGACUCUCUCGCACUCAAGUCAGAAGAAGCAAAGAUUAGAGGGUGUUCCGGAUCUGGCUUCAUUCCGAAACAAGGGGGAGAAGGGGCUGAUGUCAAGAAAGAACCUAAGCCCAAAGCUCCUGUUAAACCAGUUGCUCCAGUUCAACCUGAUGUCAAGAAAGAACCUAAGCUCAAAGAAAAAUUGUUCAGUGAUGAUCCCUUUAUUGAUAAUGAAGAAGAAGAAGUGUCUGAUGAAAACGAACAGAAAAGACGAAAGGCUCGUGAAGCCAAACUGGAUGAGCACCAACGUAUCAUUCGAGAGGCUGAAGAAAAAGAAAGAGCUUAG
This is a messenger RNA of Lactuca virosa, 531 nucleotides long. The record is from the annotation of a GenBank genome assembly. Lineage: Eukaryota; Viridiplantae; Streptophyta; Magnoliopsida; Asterales; Asteraceae.